Molecule: messenger RNA, 237 nt
Organism: Linum tenue
Lineage: Eukaryota; Viridiplantae; Streptophyta; Magnoliopsida; Malpighiales; Linaceae
Source: the annotation of a GenBank genome assembly
CCCACCAAAGAAGCUGCGAGAGGACUGCUUUUACCACACCACGCCGGCCCUGAAAGCCCCCAAGUCCCUGGAGAACGUGGAUUCUUGCGAGAAUUGGCUGGGAAGAAGAGUGAUGAGUGCAUGGCGGGUAGCAGGGGUGGUUCAUGCGUUGGACAAGUGGGAGGAGCACGAGUGCGGCGACCGGAUGUUGGACGUGGACAAAGUUUGGGAAGCAGCUCUUCGCCAUGGCUUUCGUCC